AUGCAGAAGUGCCGGUCUAUCAAUCCUGCCCUGGGGUCGCGGGCCUUCACCCCUGCCCCGCGGGUUCAGGUUCAGUUCCAGCGCCGCAACCUCCAGGAUGUCGCUAUUACUCGCACCGGAAGGCCCGUUCUGAAGGUCCAGGGUGGCCGCUCGUCCCUCGGAGGCCACACCGCGACUGUCUUUGGUGCCACCGGUUUCCUGGGUCGUUACAUUGUCAACAAGCUCGCUACCCAGGGAUGCAAUGUGGUGGUCCCCUACCGUGAGGAAAUGGCCAAGCGUCACCUGAAGGUCACUGGUGAUCUGGGCCGUGUUACUUUCAUUGAAUACGACCUCCGCAACACCCAGUCUAUCGAGGAGAGUGUCCGUCACUCCGAUGUUGUCUACAACCUCACUGGUCGCCAAUACCCUACCAAGAACUUCUCCUACGCCGAUGUACACGUUGACGGUGCUGAGCGCAUCGCCGAGGCUGUCGCCAAGUACGACGUGGACCGCUUCAUCCACGUUUCCUCCUACAAUGCCCGCCGGGACUCUCCCUCUGAGUUCUUUGCCACCAAGGCAUGGGGUGAGGAGGUCGUCCGCAAAAUCUACCCCGAGACCACCAUUGUCCGCCCUGCCCCGAUGUUCGGUUUCGAGGACAAUCUCCUUCACAAGCUCGCUGGCAUGUCCAACCUGUUCACUGCCAACCACAUGCAGGAGCGCUACUGGCCAGUCCACGCCAUUGACGUCGGUGCUGCCCUCGAGAAGAUGCUGCACGAUGAUAGCACCGUUGGCCAGACCUUCGAGCUCUACGGUCCCAAGAACUACUCCACCGCGGAGAUUGCCGAGCUGGUGGACCGUGAAAUCAUCAAGAAGCGCACCCACAUUAACGUCCCCAAGGCUAUCAUCAAGCCCUUUGCCUACUACCUCAACAAGUACCUGUGGUGGCACACCAUGUCCGCCGACGAGAUCGAGCGCGAGUUCAUCGAUCAAGAGAUCGACCCCACGGCCAAGACCUUCCAGGAUCUGGGCAUGAACGAGAUUGCCGACCUGGCGGACCUGACCUUCCACUACUUGCAGGGCUACCGUAGUGCCUCGUACUAUGAUCUUCCCCCGGCGACCGAGCGUGAGCGCCGCGAGGAGAAGAAGUACCUGCAUGUGCUGGACGACCAGUAG
Molecule: messenger RNA, 1152 nt
Organism: Penicillium daleae
Lineage: Eukaryota; Fungi; Ascomycota; Eurotiomycetes; Eurotiales; Aspergillaceae
Product: complex I NDUFA9 subunit family protein
Exons: 8
Coding region: 1-1152 (383 amino acids)
Cellular component (GO): mitochondrion
Molecular function (GO): protein-containing complex binding
Source: RefSeq, a predicted model, not a curated record